This is a messenger RNA of Letharia columbiana, 507 nucleotides long. RefSeq lists its product as uncharacterized. The transcript is spliced from 5 exons. The coding region runs from base 1 to 507 and encodes 168 amino acids. Lineage: Eukaryota; Fungi; Ascomycota; Lecanoromycetes; Lecanorales; Parmeliaceae. Gene Ontology annotation, cellular component: mitochondrion; cytoplasm; peroxisome. Gene Ontology annotation, molecular function: thioredoxin peroxidase activity. The record is from RefSeq and is a predicted model, not a curated record. Gene Ontology annotation, biological process: cellular response to oxidative stress; hydrogen peroxide catabolic process; cell redox homeostasis.
AUGACCGCCCUCAGAGCUGGGGACGAGUUUCCCAAGGGCAUUCACUUCAGCUGGGUACCCUACACAGAAGAGAAGGAGACUAUCACAUCCUGCGGCAUUCCUCAGACAUACAACGCCAGCAAGAAGUUUGCAGACAGGAAAGUAGUGCUCUGCGCUGUCCCAGGGGCCUUCACACCUGGCUACUCGGUCCGCCACCUUCCUGACUACAUUGAACAUCUGAAAGAUAUCAAAGGCAGAGGCGUUGAUAUUGUACUUGUAGUUGCUAUGAAUGAUGCUUGGAUCAUGAGCGCUUGGGGGAAGGCCAAUGGCGUCAAGAACGACCAGAUUCGUUUCGAAGAGCAUAGGCUGGACACGUGGGGCAGACAGGACUGGGAGAUAUGCAAUGGUAAUCGAUCACGGGAAGAUCGUAUAUGCAGAGAACGAGCCUGGCGGGGAUUUUACGGUGUCUGGCGCCGAGGCCAUGCUUUCAAAGCUCUGAAGCGGACAGCAGCAGAGGCUGGCAGAUGA